Beta vulgaris subsp. vulgaris (sugar beet) is the source of this 5877-nucleotide messenger RNA. RefSeq names its product nuclear pore complex protein NUP1. NCBI's taxonomy places the organism in Eukaryota, Viridiplantae, Streptophyta, Magnoliopsida, Caryophyllales, Amaranthaceae. Bases 1988 to 5452 code for a protein of 1154 amino acids. The record is from RefSeq and is a predicted model, not a curated record. Gene Ontology annotation, biological process: poly(A)+ mRNA export from nucleus; nuclear membrane organization. Gene Ontology annotation, cellular component: nuclear envelope. The transcript has 8 exons.
UGGAUAACAUGCUUUAUUGCCUGGUCAAAUUUUACAUGUGUUUGCGUAAUAAUUUGAAUCCUGAUACUUUUUUACUUUUGCCGGGAAAGAAUAUCUGCCAUCUCAAGCGUUUACUUUAUCAGAAGGAAAGUUUGUUCCUUUCGAAAACUAUUAAACAUUGCUUUGAUGUAUUUUGAAGAAGGGUCUUGUAGCUGCUCUGUUAUUAUAGGUUCCGGUUGGACACAAAAUUAUGAUAGCUCUUUCUGGUUUAGAAAUCCUUUUGGCUAUUAUCUUUUAGUAAAUUAUAAGGGUCAAAAUGCGGAGGAAUGAGUGGAAAUAUUGGUUUAUAUGCGGGGAAUUGGAGAAAAUUUGGCGAAGUGAACACGUAACAUGAGGAGGAAGGUGGAAUGGUUACUAUUGGAGAUAUGAAAUUUAUGACUAGUAGACUGUUGUCAAAUCAAGCAGUGGCCUAGAAGAUAGAUUUUUGGUAUUAUACUAUCGAAGCAUGUGGCUUCAGCAAGCUAUGUAGGAGUUAAACAUCAGAGAUCAGCUCAUCAAGCACCCAUUACCCUCUACAUAAUUGUUGGCAUUAUAUAUCUCAUCUUCUAGCUAGUGCUCCCUUCAUUGAUGGUGUUACCUAGCUUGACGAACAUGUUGCUUCCUAUUUUUCAUAAUUAUAGUUCACAUUUAUUAAUUUUUUGAUUAAAGGUCAGAAAUUUGGGCCAUUAUUUUGUCAUUCAUGUAGAAUGAUAUAAAUUGUGAGAAUAAUCUUGUAUGUUAUUUUGGAAAUUCUUUGCACUUCCUUCUGAUAAUAUCCAAUUUGAAAGAAUACAAAAAAAUUUCUUCCUUAUAUUUUAAGUCAAAAUGAAUACUCUCUCUGUCCCCUGUUUCCUUCCCAUUUACCUUUUCAGAGUGUCUCAUGCACGUCUUUGAUUAUUAAUCAUUAUAGUCACAUGUUAUGAAGCUUCAUGGAGGUUUAUAUUGUAAAUAUACACUUCAAGAUUGUUAUCAAAUAUAAUUGAAGUUCACGAAUUUUGGGAUCACAUAAAUAUGAAGUAGGAAAAUAGUUCUGAGGCGAAGGGAGUAUAUAUUCACAAGGAAUACUGACUGCACUGAUUACAUUUUGACAAAAAAUGACUGUUGUGUUCAGAAUACUUGCCUCAAAUAAAAUCUUGUUAGAAAGAUGAUUGAAUAAAGAUACGUACACUGAGGUGAAUGUAUGGUUGCAUGAGGAGAUACUAUAUCUACAAUGAAGUGAUUCCUAAAAGGGCUAGACCUUGAGUGGCAAUCAUCAAGUAACAUGGAGAAUCAAUGGCAAUGAUUUGGAAAUUUCCAUUGCGAGCAUGAGGAGGCGUGCCAUGUUAGUCUAGAGAAUAAACUAAGAAUGAAUUGGAUGGAAGGGGUACCAAAGGAUAUGAAAGCAUUGGGUCUCCAAGGUGAUAUUUUAUUGCCUUCUACAUGAAUGAAGAAGGGAUUUAUGUGAGUGACUCACUUGGUGUACAUGCUAUCUAUUAUGUAGUUGACCUCAUCCUUUUGGGAUAAGGCUAUGCUAUUGUUUGACAAAAAAGAUCAAAUGUGGCCUACUAGUUUGGAGAAGGGUAUCAAGAUGUCUUCUCGUAGUCCACCUAGUCCAAUGAAGAAAGGAUCAUGUGUAAUCUUCUUCAGGCAGCCUUCUUUUGCUUAAUAAUGUUUUGACCUUAUAUCAUGUAUGACUAUGCAUGUUUAUUGUUCAGCUUGUUUGUUUACUUUGUGAAAAACCGCAUGUAGGUUACUCAAUUGAUGUUGGGUACUUGUAAAACUUAAGAUCUCCUCCUGUAUUAUCUCCUUGUCUCAGGUGGGAUUUUGACUUAGUUGUGUGAUUUAGAAGUUUAUACUUAUAAAAGCAGUCAAUGAGGGACCUGGGUUCCAUAUAGCUGGUAUUAAGAUAAGGUGUGAGACUUGGUAUUAAAUUUUGGGUGAGGUCGCAAUUUUUAUAACAGUCGCAGAACCACUAUUAUGGCCAACAUGGAUGAUCGUGGCUGCUCGGGCUAUUAUGCAGAUCGUGGUUAUUCCUUCUUACACCAAGGGGCCAUUUGUUGGUAGAGGUAAUGAUCUGAGCAGAGCAUCUGAGAGUGGCGGGGUUGCAGAUUUGGAGGAAAUCCUGAAGCAGAAGACCUUUACCAGGUCUGAGAUUGAUCAUUUGACUGCACUGCUACUGUCGAGAACUGAUGAUAAUUCGGUUGGAGAUGAUAAGGAAAGAUUGGAACCCAAUGCUUCAGCCAAGGAGGCUGUUCAUAAUACACGUGAAAUACUAAAUAAUCUACAUGCCCUUGAAAAUGGAGCAGAACGUGUGCUACCUGCAGCAAUCUCAACUCCUGUUGUGAGUUCAAAAGUGCUUGAAGAUGCUGUUGCUUCCCCUGCUGAGCUUGCUAAAGCAUACAUGGGUAGCAGGUCUACAAGAGCAUCCCCGUCAGUAUUAGGACUGCAAAAUCAAAUGCCCAGGGAAGAUCUAUCUGCUACUUAUAAUCCAUUUUUUAAACCAAAAUCUCCAGCCAUGUCUUCUACUCAAAAGCCUGCUAGUGAGAUUGGAGCGCCUGUUAAUGGUUUUAUGACCCCUAGAUUUCGCGGACGAUCUGCAAUAUACAGCAUGGCUCGUACUCCAUAUUCCAGGCCUCAUCCAAACGAUGAUUUUAAGGCUGCCGAAACUGCUUUUGAUGUCCAUGGUGCGUCAUCAUCAUCUCAUAAUGCAACAGAGAUUCACCAGCUUAGUGGAUCUAAGAAACAGGUUCUCAAGCGCAGGAGCUCUGUCUUAGAAAGUGAUAUUGGGUUUGUCGGUCCCAUUCGCAGGAUCCGUCAAAAGCCUAAUCUCCUGCACCAGAAAAUCUUAUCUUUGCCAGCUUCUGGUGCUUCUCAUGUAAAGCAUGGAUCAGUGACUUCUACAGAUUUUACUGAAGUGCCAUCUACCAUUGAUUGGAGUUCUAACCACCUUUCUUCAAAAGCAAUUGAAGAGAAGGGCUUGCCUAGUACAAGCAAUGGUUAUGUUCCUUCACAAUCUAUUGAGAUGGCUCAAAAGAUCUUUCAAGAACUCGACAAAUUCACUUCAAAAGGCAAGUCUCCUGAAAAGAAAAUUGACAUUGUGGGAGGAAGUUCAUCGGGGAAGAUGGCAUCGGAUUCACAAGGAUUGGCUCGUAAGAGCAUGAAUACUGUAGACUCAUUGAAGAUGUUGCAGAAUAUCCAAGACAGUAGGAAGGAGAAUGGUUCCUUGGACCCUAAUGCACGUGAUCAUUCACUUAAGAUAUCACCAAGGGUAGAAGAAGGUAGCAUGAAAAAACUUGUCAUCCCCUCUGUUGAAGAUGGUGCAGAGGCUGGAAGACCUAAUAAGGCCUCAAAUUAUACGAAUUUGCAGUCAGACUUUACCCAUCAACAGAAAAAGCGGGCAUUUCAGAUGAGUGCUCAUGAGGAUUACCUGGAGGUGGAUGAUGAUGUGCAUGCAAAUGGUGUUGCAUCAGCUCCGAUCUUUAACGGGGUGGAUGGCAAUGAGUUGGCUAAAAGUUCAGCUGGGUUCUCUGAUAAUCCUCAAAGUGCAGCAAUUUCAGCAGAGAAGCCUCAAGUUCCAGAACCAAAACCAUCAACAAUUUCAUUGGGCACGAGCAAAGAAGAAUCUCUACCAGAUGGGUCUACUUCUACUCAAAAAAUUACCGGCUUUUCGUUUCCUGUUGGACUAUCAACUUCAUCUCCAAGUAGCAUGAAUACACAAGCUGCAGUUAGUUCUCCUCAGCCAACAGCAGAAAUUGAUAAAAUUGCUGGAUCUAGUGAAAAAAUUAAUGAGAUCACUGCAUAUAGUUCGAACUCUGCCAAGGGGGCUCCAUUUACAUUUUCUGCUUCAUCCUUUAAUGCGGAGUCUGCAGUCUCAAAGGAGGUUAAACCGGAGUUGCGUAGCAGUGCAACUGAUGCUGCAGACAAAGGAGAUGGACCCGGUAAAACCAACGAGAAAAGCACCCUGCUUUUUGGGGAUGUAUCUAAGAAAAUAGAAGAUGCUCCUCCUUCUGCAUCGAGCUCAGCUAAAGGCUUGUUUACAUUUGGACUACCAUCAAAUGGUGCACCUCUUAGCAAUGGAUUAUCCAGUACAGUACCUGUAACAAUGAGUGUGUCAUCUCCAGCUCAAAUUUCAUGUAACUCAAAUGGCAUUGGUGUAUCUACAUCGACCCUGGCAUCUGAGUCUUCUUCACCAAUGUUCUCUCUCUCUAAUGGCAUUGGUGUAUCUACAUCGACCCUGGCUACUUCUGCAGCCACCUUUGGCAGCAGUAGCAAUUUAUCAACCUCAGUAACAGCUCCAUCAAUUUCAUUUGCGUCUGGUUUUCAAUUUGGAUCUUCUGCUAUUCCUUCUACCUCAUCAACAGUGUCAACUCCAGCUUCAGAAUCUGCUGCAAAUGCAGAAGCCAAAGGAAACGAGACUGCUUUUGGCAAUGCAACUAGCAGUCUGUUGAGUGCCAAGCCUUCUGCAACUGCUAGUUCAGGAAGCAAUAUGUCUGGGUUUACUGUUUCUUCUACCUUCACCACCAGUAGUGAGACUCAAAAUGCUGGCGCAGCUGUUGCCAGUGGAUCUAUCUUCGGUUUUCCAGCAUCAUCAUCUGCUAUUGCAGUCUCAACAUCAACACCAAGCUUCUCCAGUCAGUCUGCUUUUUCAGCCUCAUCUCAUAUAUUUGGGUAUAGCGCACCUGCUAGUGCUUCUAUGAACAAUGUUGCUAAUCCUUUCACUUCAAGCUCUGCGUCAGCAACAAGUGAUCUGUGUUCCUCUUCAGUGACUGCACCUGUCAGCUCAAGCAGUAAUACAUCAUCUAACAUAUUUGGUUGGCCAUCUUCUAAACCCACUGCUCCUGGCUCUAUGUUUGGCACAUCAUCUCAAUCAUCUGGUAUUUCAUUUGGGUUGACAGCUGCUGGGACUUCUGCACCUAGUAAUAGCACCCUUGUGUUUGGAGCUACCUCCAGCUCUUCGGCAGCUAGUAACAGUGCACCUUUUGUGUUCGGGUCUGGCUCAUCAGCGUCAGCUUCUGUUUUCUCAAUCCCUUCUGCUGCUGCCGUGCCUGCUUCUCCAAUUACACCCUUUUCGUCUCAGCCGCUAUUUGGUAGCUCUACCCCUCAAACAUUUGGAUUUGGUUCGACGCCCCCCGUUGGAAACAAUGAUAGGAUGAGCAUGGAAGAUAGCAUGGCUGAAGAUUCUGUGCAAGUACCAACACCUGCAGCACCAGUUUUUGGGACACAAGUUUCAGCACCAUCGAGUGGCUUUGUGUUUGGUGGAGCAGCACCAUCCACUGGAAGUCCAUUUCAGUUUGGCUGCCAGCAGAACCAAAUGGCCCCCCAGAGCACACCAUUUCAGCCCUCCGGUAGUCUAGAGUUUAAUGGGGCUGGGAGCUUUUCAUUAGGAAGUGGUGGCGGUGGCGAUAAAUCAAAUCGUAGGAUUGUGAGAGUGAAAAACAGAAUUAAGAGAAAAUGAAAGUGGUUGCUGAUAUUACAGGGAUUUAUGGAGCCAUGGCUUCUUUUAUUGAUUUCUCAUGGAGCAAGAAUGGGCAUAGCACCAGGACAUUGGUAUGACCUGGCUUGGCCUAUUUACUCACGAUACCUACAUGAUUUCGGGAAAGCAAGAACCAAAUCUCUUUCCAGCAUUUCAUAAAUUUUGCUUUUUAGGUGAUAGAUUACCAGUUACAAGGCUUAGUUUUCACAAUUUUGAGUUUAUUUGAAGUUGGUGAAAGAUUUGUAUCUGUAAUAACUGUAGUGUUUCAGUAGCUCUAGGAUCAUGUCUUCUGUAGCCAUAUUGUGUACCAUAUAGAACAGUGUCGUGAACCUAAACAGUUGAAGUUUGUCAGCAAAGACUACGUUGUGUGUAGAGAAUUUAUUCGAGAUGUUUUAUUACAUUCAAAA